GUUAUAAAUUAGUUUACAAUAACCUCAUUUAAAUUCUGAGAUGGAUUUAACGAAUGAUGAAUUGGAAGAUUGUGUUGAAAAAUUCAGAAAUGUAUUUUUGAAAAAUGAAAUCAACAGGAGGAAUGAAAAUGAUUUGCUGUUAUUGUUGGAAAACCUUUCCGAGGAAUUGAAUAUCUGCAGGGAAAAUGAAAACAAGUUGAGGAAUAAGAUAAAAUGUUUAUUAGAAAGUAAAAGCUCCGAAUUGACCAAAAAGUACGUCUUACUCGAAGAAAAGUGUCGUAAACUUGAGGUAGAAAACAAGGAAUUGAAAACUCAAUAUGAAGAUUUGGAUAUACAAAUGAAAAACAAAUUAGAAUUACAGAAAAACGAAUUUCUUGAGAAGCUUAAGGAAAAUCUAGAACGUUCUAAAUCAGAAACGACUAAUUUAAAAAAUCAAAUAGAAAGUGACAAAAUAUGUUACGAAUCCAAAGAAAAAGAAUUGAACAAUGAACUUCAAGCCGUUCAGGCAGCCAAUGCUAUACAACUUGAUGAACUGGAAUCAAACUUAAAACGUCAAAUUGUCGAUGCUAACAGCAAGCUUCGGCAAGCUCAAAACACAAUAAGGGCACUUCAACUGGAGCUGAAUAACCUGAGAAAUCAACAACAUAGAUACACCGGCCAGAAAAACAAUGUUUUACAUUUUGAAUCUACUCCCAUACAAGUUCUAAAGAAUACUUCAGGAAGACAAUCGAACAAUCAUGAGUGCCUGGAGGAUGAAAAUGAGGAAAAUGAUACUGAUAAAUAUUUAAAGGGGCGGCAUAGUGUACGAGUAUGGCCACAAGGCCCCGUAUCGAAAAAUCAGUUGGUUGUAAAUAGCCCACAAAGUACAAUGACGGGAGAUUCUUCAGGAGCAAAAACUGUACAAGAAUGGAAUCAACACGACCGAAACGACUCGAAUGAUAUUUCAAAAUUGCCACUACGUAGCUCAGUGACACCAAAGUUAUGGCAAAAUGACAUAACAAAAAAUUCUAAUUGCUCUGAGAGUUUCUCUCACAUUCAACCAACUCAGUUUUGCAACAAAACUGUGCAAGUUAUGAAGCCCAAAAAUCAACUUCGAAAACAACUAGAAACUAUUGAAAAAUAUUCUCCCCUUCCAUUAUAUGUUGCAUCUAGUUAUGAAGAAUUCGAACCGUGUGAUGUAAAUCCAAGAAAUAAAUCCAGUUACGCACCCGCAUUACAUAAGACUACGUCCAGUGCUCCUCGAACAAAAAAUCUUCCUCCACUUAUGCUUUGUAGUGACGCCAAUAAAGGUAAAAGAAAACCACAAAGAAAGAGAAAGUUAUAUAACCCAGAUGAUUAUUCGUGUCCAGAAGAGGGCGACCUCAGCAAUGAAAUGGGAAAUUGAUUACUUUAAAAAAUACAUAUUGAUCCUGGAAAUUAUUUUACGUUUCGUUACGUCUUUUCAGUUAGAUGAUCAAAUAUCAAAUUAUGUGCGUUUUAUCCAUGAGGGAUCUAAAUUUAUUAAAUUUUUUCGAACUGAAAUAUACUGUGUUUGUCAUUCCCAUGUUUCAUAAGUUUCCUCCGUUUUUAUAAGUCUAUAUUAAACUGUAAUAUCUCUACUAACUACCAAUGUCAAAGCUUCAACUAAUAUAAUAAUACCUAA
Messenger RNA from Leptinotarsa decemlineata (Colorado potato beetle), 1642 nucleotides. RefSeq lists its product as uncharacterized. NCBI's taxonomy places the organism in Eukaryota, Metazoa, Arthropoda, Insecta, Coleoptera, Chrysomelidae. The record is from RefSeq and is a predicted model, not a curated record.